Gigantopelta aegis is the source of this 864-nucleotide messenger RNA. Its product is annotated as neuromedin-K receptor-like. Gene Ontology annotation, cellular component: membrane. The record is from RefSeq and is a predicted model, not a curated record. Gene Ontology annotation, biological process: G protein-coupled receptor signaling pathway. NCBI's taxonomy places the organism in Eukaryota, Metazoa, Mollusca, Gastropoda, Neomphalida, Peltospiridae. Bases 1 to 864 code for a protein of 287 amino acids. The transcript has 3 exons. Gene Ontology annotation, molecular function: G protein-coupled receptor activity.
AUGUAUAUAUUUCCUUCCACAGGAGACCUGCUGUGUCGCAUCGUCAACUUCUUCCCUCUGUUCUGUAUCAUGGUGUCCAUCUACUCCAUGGUGACCAUCUCGUUUGAAAGGCGUCGAGCGAUCGUCUUGUCCAUGGACCAGAACCCCAUGAAGAUCAUAAAGAUGGUUCUACCAGCGCUCUGGAUCGGGUCCUUCGCCGUGUGUAUCCCGACUAUCAUCGAGUACAAAGAAUUCACGAUAUUCGACAAUGUCCUCAAUCAGACCGAAUGGCGGUGUGGCAGUAUUCAGUCGAGUACUUACUCUAUCAUCAAUGCUUUCAUGUUGAUGUUCGUUGCCUACAUUAUUCCACUGGUUUUGGUUAUAAUAAACUACAUUGUUAUAAUCAGGUUUCUAUGGGAAACGGGUGAAGACACCGGGGCUACAAAUCAGCGUCGAAUAGUGGCCAAAAACAGAAUGAAGAUAAUCAAGAUGAUGGUUAUAGCCGCCGCUCUGUUCGCAGUAUCAUGGGCGCCAUACUUCGCGAUCCUUGCUAUCGAGUCAAUCGAGUCUACUUUAGAAACCAGUUCUGGUUCUCUACCACACAUCUUCUUGACAGUAGUCUACUACAAAAAUCAGUUCUGGUUCUCUAUCACACAUCUUCUUGACAGUCAAUCGAGUCUACUGCAGAAACCAGUUCUGGUUCUCUACCACACAUCUUUUUUACAGUCAAUCAAGUCUACUACAGAAACCAGUUCUGGUUCUCUAUCACACAUCUACUUGACAGUAGACUACUGCAGAAACCAGUUCUGGUUCUCUAUCACAUAUCUUCUUGACGGUAGUCUACUACAGAAACGAGUUCUGGUUCUCUGUCACACAUCUUCUUGA